Molecule: messenger RNA, 1302 nt
Organism: Brassica oleracea var. oleracea
Lineage: Eukaryota; Viridiplantae; Streptophyta; Magnoliopsida; Brassicales; Brassicaceae
Product: transcription factor MYB12-like
Exons: 3
Coding region: 66-1094 (342 amino acids)
Source: RefSeq, a predicted model, not a curated record
ACUCACCUUCUCUCACUCAAGGGUCCAAAAAGUGUUUUUCUCUUUUCUCUUUUUUGAGAGAAGAGAUGGGAAGGGCUCCUUGUUGUGAGAAGAUAGGACUCAAGAGAGGGAGAUGGACUGCCGAGGAAGAUGAGAUCCUCACUAACUAUAUCCAAACCAAUGGUGAAGGUUCUUGGCGGUCUUUGCCUAAGAAAGCUGGACUGUUGAGAUGUGGAAAGAGCUGUAGACUAAGGUGGAUAAACUAUUUGAGAAGGGACUUGAAAAGAGGAAAUAUUACAGCCGAGGAAGAAGAAACCAUCGUCAAGUUGCAUUCCCAUCUCGGCAACAGAUGGUCGCAUAUUGCAACACAUCUACCAGGAAGAACAGACAACGAAAUUAAAAACUAUUGGAACUCACAUCUCAGCCGCAAAAUCUACGCCUUCACUGCCGUCACCGGAGAUGAGCACAGUCUAAAGGUCGACGAUUUAGUCCUGAAUAAACCUCCUUCUUCUUCCUUGGAAGCCAAGAACACGAACAAGAUCAAGAAGAAGAAAGGAAGAACUAGUAGGUCAUCCAUGAAGAAACACAAGCAAAUGGUGACGGCCUCACAAUGUCUCCCACAACCUAAAGAGCUAGAGAGUGAGAUCAGUGAGGGAUGGAACAGCGGAAACUACGAAGGAAAGUCGUUGGGAGCGUAUGAGUGGUUGGAUGGUGAGAUAGAGCGGCUCAUGAGUAGUUUCGUCUGGGAAUGUACUAGUGAAGAGGCUGUGAUUAGCAUGAAUGAUGAUGACCCUGAUCAGAACAAGGUGUGUGAGAGCGGGGACAAUGUUAGUUGUUGUGUAGAUUUGUUUGAGGAAGAACAGGGAAAGCUUGGUAGCCUACAGGUUGAUCAAGACAUGAAUAUUGAAAAAGAAAGAGAAGAGAGUAUUUUGAGUUCGAAUUCAAAUGAAAGUGGUGACAAAGACUGGUGGGUUGGUCUGUGUGAUUCUUCAGAAGUUGGAUUUGGGAUUGAUGAUGAGUUGCUUGGUUGGGAGUUUCAAGGUGGUUUGACUUGUCAAAGUGAUGAUCUCUGGGAUCUCUCAGAUUUUGGAGAAAUACAGCAAGUGGAUAUAUAGCAUAUGAGACUGUGUAUAACCCGAAAAAACAUCGAUCUUUUUAUUGUAAAGUCUAGUGUUUUGUUUGGUUAUAGUGGGUCUUGAGGUUGUGUAUUAGCUGUUCGAGUGUGUUAAGGGAGUUAAUUAGGAUAUAUAGCCUCUAGUUUAGACCAGUUUGAAGCACAUUAUGUUUGUUUUGUCGUGAUUAUUAUUGUUGUUGUUUGUAGUG